Messenger RNA from Tetrahymena thermophila SB210, 858 nucleotides. RefSeq names its product JAB1/Mov34/MPN/PAD-1 ubiquitin protease. Lineage: Eukaryota; Ciliophora; Oligohymenophorea; Hymenostomatida; Tetrahymenidae. The record is from RefSeq and is a predicted model, not a curated record. Gene Ontology annotation, cellular component: cytosol; cytoplasm; eukaryotic 43S preinitiation complex. The transcript has 7 exons. Gene Ontology annotation, molecular function: metallopeptidase activity; translation initiation factor activity; protein binding.
AUGGCUAAUCAAAUUGAUAAGGUUUUGAUUGACGAACUUGUUAUCUUAAAGAUUUUAAAGCACGCUAAAUCAAGCGAUGACAAAACAAUUAUUGGUUAAUUACACGGUUUUUACGCAGAUAAUAUUGUUGAAGUAACUCAUACUUAUCCUCUUGCAGACUCUUCAAGAAUAUCUAUUUCUCAAGCUGACUAUGAUCAUUAAAUGUCAAAGCUUAGCGAAGAAGUUCAUUUAGAUAACAAUAAAGUUGGUUGGUAUCAUGUAUCAAGCAAGAGCGAUAACUUUGUUGCUUCUGAUAGCUUUGAAUAAUAAUCUAAUUACUAAGUAAACAAUCCUAAUUGCAUCUACUUGAUCUACGACAAUUUGGAAGCUUUAAGAGGUGUUAAUAAUCCUUACAAGGCCUACAGAGUUAGCGAUAAAUACAUAGAUUUGAGUGAACAAUCUAAAGUUAGUGUUACUGAUCUUAAGUAAUUUAAUACUAAGACUGAUAAAAUAUUCAUUCCCAUCCCAGUCGAAAUUAGAAGAAACCCUCUUGCUGCUGCACUUAUUUCAGAAUACACCAAAUAAAUUUCAAAGAAGUAUGAAAAUCAAUACCAUUCAAGUUUGAAUAUCUCAAGUUUACUCCAAAAGAAUGCACACUACUUAAAUGAAUCUGUUGAACAAUUACAUGAAGCUAACACUAAUAUGAAUUUAGAAUUCAUGAAAAAAUCAAAGGAAAGUAAAUAUGAAAAGGAUAUUGAUCCUCUUAACUGGAUUGAUAAUUUGUUACUCUUAGAAAGAGUUCACACAUUAGCAGAUAAUAUUAACGAUCAAAGUAAAUUUGUUUCAGAAAGUACUUCUGCUUUGAAACAUAUUUCUUGA